AUGACUGACUCAAAUGCCUCGUCACCGGAGCGAGAGCGUUUGCUACGAGAGGAACCAUCGCCUUGCCCGCAAAGCCCCUCACCUCAAGACCUCCGGGACUUGUGGGUCGCCGUCGAUGACAGCCUGCAGCACGUCGUACGCCUCCUGGCCGCCAUUUCCUUCUGCAUGAUGGUAGUCAUCGUAUGCAGAGUCCUCAGUCCCCCUGCCAUUCAACUCAACACCGAUAUCUUCCCCACUACAGAACGCCUCGAAGAUCACGAAAACGAAACACAACGAGCCAUCAUCUCGCUAUACGACGCUGCCGUAUUCAUCUUCGCAAUCGCAGCAGCAACGUGCUUAGUGCUAGCCUUGUUCUACUUUCAUUUCUACUGUUUCCUCAAGACGUGGAUCAUGAUGAACACUUGCUUCAUUCUGAGCCAGGCGUUUGUUGCCCUUCUGGGAUAUCUGACGCUUGCGACCAACGUAGAAGUGGAUAUAUUUACGGCCGAAUUCGUCGUUUGGAAUCUCACCACAGUUGGAAUUAUCUGUGUCUACUACAAGGGACCACUGUUUCUGCAACAAGUGUACCUCAUCAUACAGUCCAGCUUCAUAGCACUGAUGAUAAUUGAGCUCAUACCAAACUGGACCUUGUGGCUCGUGUUGUCCUUCAUGCCUCUUUGGGACUUGAUGGCUGUGCUCUGUGUCGUCGGACCGCUGAGGUUACUUAUCGAAAUGGCGAGAGAAGCAGAUGACAGUAUUCUCAGGGGGGUGGUUUUCUCCACGGGCACGUCCAAUGUUUCCACCAAGAGGUUCAGUAACACGGAUGAUACAGAAAUGAAGAGUAUUACAGGUCGACCGGACAGGACGAGGAAGGGGAGUACCUGUGGCAGCCCUGACAACAGGGAGAAUCUCCGGGAAGGCGCGUUUGAAGGUGGAGUCGUGAUGGGACUAGGUGACUUCGUAUUCUACAGUGUCCUUGUGGGCAAAGUUGCGUCAUACGGCAACUGGAACUUGAUCGCGGCGUGCUUCGUGGCCGUCCUUGUAGGAGUGUGCCUAACGUUACUGCUCCUAGUCAUAGCGGGGACACCGUUACCAGCUCUGCCGAUGUCGCUCGCAUUAGGCUUGCUGUCUGUUGUAUUUAGCACACCAAUUGAGAUGUUUACCGAUCAGCUGACACAGCGGCAAGUUUUUAUUUAA
This is a messenger RNA of Ornithodoros turicata, 1176 nucleotides long. Its product is annotated as presenilin-1-like. Gene Ontology annotation, molecular function: aspartic endopeptidase activity, intramembrane cleaving. Bases 1 to 1176 code for a protein of 391 amino acids. Gene Ontology annotation, cellular component: nucleus; plasma membrane. The record is from RefSeq and is a predicted model, not a curated record. NCBI's taxonomy places the organism in Eukaryota, Metazoa, Arthropoda, Arachnida, Ixodida, Argasidae. The transcript has a single exon. Gene Ontology annotation, biological process: protein processing.